Molecule: messenger RNA, 213 nt
Organism: Racocetra persica
Lineage: Eukaryota; Fungi; Glomeromycota; Glomeromycetes; Diversisporales; Gigasporaceae
Source: the annotation of a GenBank genome assembly
GUCUUUCAAUCCCCAAAUACUUCCACACCAUUUCGUGGAGGAUCACGUCAAGGUUAUGUUAAAGAAAUCGUUAAGUCUGAGGAAGAAGCAAAAAAGCAUCCAACUGUCGCAAGACCACCAAAGGUUGUUUUCGAUGAUCAACAUGGACAUGAGGUGGCUCAUAAUCCAAGCACUCUGUCUAAGGAUGAAUCAAAGAGCAGAAAAGAAGAAUAA